AUGGCGCAUCUUUCGCUGAAAACCAUGGGCAAUGCGUUCAAGAAAAACCAUAAAGAUUUGGAUGUUAAAGCCGAAGACGAAGAAGACCUAGACGCUUCUGAAUUCGAAGACGAUGACGAGAAGAAACCCACACUUCAAAAAACUAGGAGACCCAAAGAUACCCCCUUUACACAACAAAAAAUCGCGUCUAUCAAUCCUGUAGUCACUCCGCGCCGUGUGAUAUGUGUUUUCCUUUUUCUGGGCGUCAUUUUCGUUAUUUUCGGAGCUGUCUUGCUCAAAAUCUCAAUGCGGGUGGACCAAAUGCUAGUAUACUACCAGGACUGUGCGGAAAAUGCUCCACAGGGAUCAUGGGCGGACCAAACGCAGGACCACUACAACUGGCAGUUCCACAAGAAUUUGACCUACAAUAAAGCUCCUCAAUGGAGCUACACACCACCAGCGGAUUCAGACGUGAGCAACGGAACGUGUCAUCUCAGAUUUACCACUCCACAAGAUUUGCCCAAAACUGUGUUUCUGAGCUACUGGAUCGAGAAAUUCUAUGGUAACCAUAGACGGUACGUGCUGUCCUUCAGUGAAGAUCAGUUGAACGGACUCGACACUUCAAUGACCACAGUGAGAAGCAAUCCGGGUAUAAAUUGUAAGCCUCUAGUCUCCAACAGCGAGGACAAACAGUACUAUCCAUGUGGACUAGUCGCUAAUGCUAUGUUCAACGAUACUUUCCCCAUGGAGCUGGUUGGCGUAGGCUCAACCAGCAACUACUCUUUGACCAAUAAGGGCAUUGCGUGGUCGACGGACAAAGACCGUUUCAAAUCCACCAAGCUCGACCACACCAAGAUUGCGCCCCCACCCAACUGGGAGAAACAAUUCCCCAAUGGCUACAACUCCACAAAUGUGCCUGACAUUCACACUUGGGAGGAAUUUCAAAACUGGAUGAAAGCUCCCGCUUUCGACAAGUUCCAAAGACUUAUCCGCAGAAACGACAACGACACGCUUCCUGCGGGCGAAUAUGAAAUAAGUAUCGGGCUCAAUUGGCCUGUAACGGAGUUCAACGGCAAAAAGGGCAUUUUCCUCACCCACGGCUCUAGCAUCGGUGGCAGGAACAAUUUCCUAGGUAUUGUCUAUCUCGUGGGUGGUGUGAUAUGUUUUGGACUUGCAAUUCUUCUGCUGAUUACUAGUUUGAUAACGGGUAGAAAAGUUGGCGAUCUCAAAUACUUGUCGUGGAAGAAGCAAUCGCUAGACGAUCGCUAA
Messenger RNA from Lachancea sp. 'fantastica', 1248 nucleotides. Lineage: Eukaryota; Fungi; Ascomycota; Saccharomycetes; Saccharomycetales; Saccharomycetaceae. The record is from the annotation of a GenBank genome assembly.